CAAUCAGACGUGGCUUGGCGAGUGACGUCAUCAGGGGUAUAUAAGGGGAGUGACGCCUUCCACAUUCAAACGAGGCAUCGCGAGGGCAGCGUACACAGUUCCUUGUGAUCUCGGCAUCAACGUUUUUUUAAAGCUUUAUACUACUACAGAACAAAAUGCGCGAGUGCAUCUCAGUCCAUGUGGGUCAGGCUGGUGCCCAGAUGGGCAAUGCCUGCUGGGAGCUGUAUUGCCUAGAGCAUGGUAUUCAGCCUGAUGGCCAGAUGCCUUCAGACAAAACUGUAGGUGGUGGUGAUGAUUCCUUCAACACAUUUUUCAGUGAAACUGGUUCUGGGAAACAUGUUCCCAGGGCAGUGUUUGUCGACCUAGAACCAACUGUAAUAGAUGAAAUCAGAACUGGCGUAUAUCGGCAAUUGUUCCAUCCUGAACAACUAAUUACUGGAAAGGAAGAUGCUGCAAACAACUAUGCCCGUGGCCACUAUACUAUUGGAAAAGAAAUUGUAGAUAUAGUACUUGACCGCAUCCGUAAACUAGCAGAUAACUGUACAGGACUUCAGGGCUUCCUAAUUUUCCAUUCCUUUGGAGGUGGCACUGGUUCAGGCUUUACUUCCUUGCUUAUGGAAAGAUUAUCAGUAGACUAUGGUAAGAAGAGCAAAUUAGAAUUUGCCAUUUAUCCGGCUCCUCAAGUUGCUACAGCUGUUGUUGAACCAUACAACUCUAUUUUGACUACUCAUACUACACUUGAACAUUCAGACUGUGCAUUCAUGGUAGAUAAUGAGGCCAUAUAUGACAUCUGCCGUAGGAAUCUUGACAUUGAACGACCUACAUACACAAACUUGAACAGGCUCAUUGGCCAAAUUGUUUCUUCAAUCACUGCUUCCCUACGCUUUGAUGGUGCUCUUAAUGUUGACCUUACAGAGUUCCAGACCAACUUGGUCCCUUACCCAAGGAUCCACUUCCCAUUGGUAACUUAUGCACCUGUAAUUUCUGCAGAGAAAGCUUACCAUGAGCAGCUUUCAGUUUCUGAAAUCACUAAUGCCUGCUUUGAACCUGCCAACCAAAUGGUAAAAUGUGAUCCACGUCAUGGAAAGUACAUGGCCUGUUGUCUGCUUUACCGUGGAGAUGUUGUGCCAAAGGAUGUAAAUGCUGCAAUUGCUACAAUAAAGACAAAGCGAACCAUCCAGUUCGUAGAUUGGUGCCCAACUGGUUUUAAGGUUGGGAUUAAUUACCAGCCACCUACUGUAGUCCCUGGUGGAGAUUUGGCUAAAGUUUCACGUGCUGUGUGCAUGUUGUCUAACACUACUGCAAUUGCAGAAGCUUGGGCACGUCUGGAUCACAAAUUUGAUCUUAUGUAUGCAAAGCGAGCAUUUGUUCAUUGGUAUGUUGGAGAGGGAAUGGAAGAGGGAGAAUUUACUGAAGCCCGUGAGGAUCUUGCUGCCCUUGAGAAAGACUACGAAGAAGUUGGUGUGGACUCUGCUGAUGCAGAGGGUGAGGAAGAAGGGGAGGAAUAUUAAGCAGUCUGCAGAAAGAUUUAAAGAAUCUCAAUAAAAUUCAAAAUUUA
Molecule: messenger RNA, 1558 nt
Organism: Cherax quadricarinatus
Lineage: Eukaryota; Metazoa; Arthropoda; Malacostraca; Decapoda; Parastacidae
Product: tubulin alpha-3 chain
Biological process (GO): microtubule cytoskeleton organization; mitotic cell cycle
Cellular component (GO): microtubule; cytoplasm
Molecular function (GO): GTP binding; structural constituent of cytoskeleton
Source: RefSeq, a predicted model, not a curated record